AUGAUGCCGAGUGAAGUUGCUGUGCCAUACGAGGCAAAAGGUACGCCAAUUGUUGAGUUUGUUGAGCACAAUGGUGCCAAAUUUAAAACCGUUUGUUGGAAAGUUCCUCAACUGGUCAAAUAUAAAGGCAAGAUCAUUUUUGUUCAUGGGUUUUCUGAGCAGCUGGGUAUUUAUACCGAGUUUUUUGACAAUUUGUCUCAAAAUGGUUAUGAAGUGUUUUUUUUCGAUCAAAGAGGUGCCGGAGAAACAUCACCUGGUAAACUUGUUGGACAAACUAAUGAGUUUUACACAUUUGAUGAUUUGGAUUUCUUUAUUGCUAGAAACUAUAAAGAGUUGAAAAAUGCUAAUGAAAAGUUCUUCCUCAUGGGCCACUCUAUGGGUGGUGGGAUUAUUUUGAAUUAUGGAAUUAGAGGAAAGCAUAAGGAUAAGAUAAAGGGUAUAGUCGCAUGUGGUCCACUUAUUUUCUUGCACAAUAAGUCAAUGCCAAAUAUCGUUUCUAGAUUGUUAUUACCCUAUGCGGCCAAGGUCUACCCCGGCUUUACUUUGGACUCAAAACUAAACUAUGACUUUAUUACUACAAACGAACGCUGGAAGAAUUACAUCAUUGAACAUGAUAAGAAAUUAAUUGGAAGCUUUGGCCAGUUUAAUGAUAUGUUUAAGAGAGGCAAGGACUUGUUGAAUCGUGAAUAUGUUGGUAAAUUCGAUAAAAAUAUCUCCUUGUUGAUUUUGCACGGAACCCAUGACUACAUCAACGAUAUCAAAGGCAGUGAAGAGUUUUUUGAAUUGUUACCUGAUGAUAGGAAUAAACUGUUUGACAAGGUCGAUGCUGGAAGACAUAGUCUCUUUAUCGAAAAUGAUAAAGUGUACAAGUUGGUUUUUGACAAAGUUCUUGCUUUCUGUGAUGCUUUAUGA
Molecule: messenger RNA, 912 nt
Organism: Lodderomyces oxycetoniae
Lineage: Eukaryota; Fungi; Ascomycota; Pichiomycetes; Serinales; Debaryomycetaceae
Product: acylglycerol lipase
Exons: 1
Coding region: 1-912 (303 amino acids)
Cellular component (GO): membrane
Molecular function (GO): monoacylglycerol lipase activity
Source: RefSeq, a predicted model, not a curated record